Amblyraja radiata (thorny skate) is the source of this 4137-nucleotide messenger RNA. RefSeq names its product secretory carrier-associated membrane protein 5. Gene Ontology annotation, biological process: protein transport. Bases 241 to 942 code for a protein of 233 amino acids. The record is from RefSeq and is a predicted model, not a curated record. The transcript is spliced from 7 exons. NCBI's taxonomy places the organism in Eukaryota, Metazoa, Chordata, Chondrichthyes, Rajiformes, Rajidae. Gene Ontology annotation, cellular component: trans-Golgi network membrane; recycling endosome membrane.
AGUGAAGGGGGAACGGGCGGCCGCUGCCGAGGCAACCGCGGGUCCAGCACACAGGCGGCAAUAAACCCGGCUCCGGCGCCUCCGCUUCUCUCCCGCCCCCUCGCCUCACUCUCCUCACUCUCCUCGCUCUCCUCACUCUCCUCGCUCUCCCCAGGAAGAGCCGCGGCCGCAGUCGCAGUCUGACGAUUGGAACAUUUAACUUCUUUGGAAAGGCAGCGCACUGCACAAAAUAUCUAAAACAUGGCAGAGAAUAACUUCCCCCCGCUCCCAAAGUUCAUCCGAUUGAAGCCAUGUUUUUACCAGGAUUUUAAUGAGAUUCCGGAUCACCAUCGCGUCUUGGCAAAGCGCAUUUACUAUCUGUGGGCCUUGAACAGCAUCACACUUGCAGUGAAUUUGAUCGGCUGCCUAGCUUGGUUGAUUGGAGGAGGAGGAGCUGUCAACUUUGGCCUGGCCUUUCUCUGGCUCAUUCUGUUCACACCUUGCUCUUAUGUUUGCUGGUUUAGACCAAUCUACAAGGCCUUCAAGUCGGAUAGUUCGUUCAAUUUUAUGGCAUUCUUUUUUACGUUCAUGGCGCAGCUGGUGAUUAGCAUUAUUCAAGCCGUUGGAAUUCCUGGCUGGGGAGUCUGUGGCUGGAUUGCUACUAUUGGAUUCUUUGGGACCAAUGUUGGCUCGGCGGUGGUGAUGCUGAUUCCAACUAUAAUGUUUACAGCUGUAGCUGUGCUGUCUUUCGUCGCUCUGACCAAGGUUCACAACUAUUACCGCGGCAGUGGGGGCAGCAUGAGCAAAGCUCAGGAGGAAUGGACGACGGGGGCAUGGAAGAACCCGCAUGUACAACAGGCAGCCCAGCAAGCUGCUGUCGGAGCAGCCCAGGGGUCGAUGCCGAACCCGCAGUACACAGAGUACUCGGACACCCCCAACUACGCCCUUAACAACCAGAUGUAAGCUUCUGCAUUAACGCACCUCGUCAGUUUACAGCAGAACCCCUGCAUCCAGGGUCAGGUGGAAAGUGCAGCGUGUAUGUUUUAUUUUUCCCUUCUCCGUGAAUAUUGUUCAGAGAUCAGGUGUUCUGAAAAGCAGCUAAUAUUUGUGAUGUACACUAGAAGCCAAGAUCUUGGUUACUGUAGAACAAUGUGCAAAAUAGUUUUAAACGGUGUGACGUUAUCGAUAUUGAAAUUGUUUGUGAUGAUAUAGGAUCCUUCCAGCUUCAAGAAUAAUCAUGCACACAUGCAAAUGUGGGAACGGUAGUUCAAUAACACUGCCAGAAUGCCUGGAACAUCUGCAGAUGGGCAUAGAGAAACUCCUGGCCCAUAGAUCACUCCUGGUAUUGAUUACUGUAUUGAGAUCGACAUUGUGAUUGUCCAAGGCUCUUUUGUGGAAUGCAGAGUAUUAGCGAAAAGUUUGGCGAGUCUGUAGUGGCGUAAAAUAAGGGAAACUGCUUCAAUAGAUCCAUUUGUUUUAAGUUCCCACCUGUGUUUGUGAAUCGGGAUUCUUCUGGUCAUUCUACGUAAAUGCAACCAGGGUGGUGCAAGGGAUCAAAUUGUCCUUGGAUUUCAGAAUCAAAUGUGUGAGGAGGUAUCUGCGACAAGUUGUAUUGUUUGUUUGGGCAGCAGAUUCUUUUGACCUCGCUGGAUACCAAUAUCAGUAGUCAGCGGAACUGGUCGUCAAACUCUGCCACCACACAUUUGGAACUGGCAACUAAAGAUGAAUUUCUCCCAAGUGUCUAACAUUCGAACCUAAUCAGACACAUCAGUUCUGAAUUUCUGGUGCACUCGUUGCAAGUUAAAUGGAAUAAAUCAAUUUAACAAAUGUCCUUAAGUGAAUAACAAUAUGUCAGAUAAACCCUGACGCUGCCUCAAGUCAUCUUAUGGUGUUGAGCUAACAGGCCAGUUAGUUCGCACGAAAAUUUGAUCUAUGUUCUAAUAUUUUUUUUCCUUGAGAUUUAUUUAGCAGCUUAAUGGUUUCCGUUAAUUAAGUGUUUGUCACUUGAAAGUCUUAAUUUGUUACUGCACUAUUCCAUCAGUUGCAAACGCUUUUUUAAAAAAACUCUAUGACGUUGUCAAACUUCUCAGAAAUUUGGUUGGAGUCUCAAAAUCAGUUCCGCGUUGCUUGUGGAUUUGUGGUCGGAGCAGGAUUCGCUAGAAGGAUGUUGCUUAUUGUCACUUAAUUUGCAACUGUGCUGAUCUUGUUCAAGCUAUAACCACAUUUUAUGCAUCUUUACUAAAGUAUCGUUGCAUAAUCUUUGUACAAGCUUUCUCCAAUGACAAUUGGAAGCUAUGAACAGCACAUUACAGACAGUGUCUGCACUUGUAUCACUGGAUGUUAUUUCCACCCUUGUUUCUGAGCGUUGUACUCCACUCUGUCAGCUAUUAUCUCAUAGCAUUUUCAAAUGGAUCUGAAAGAGAGAGAGGCCAGAGGAAUAGACACUGGAACCAGAAUAGGUCAUGCACAGAAGGGCUGUUGGCCUGGGUUAUAGAAGUACAAGCCAUAAACAUCAUGCUUGUACAGAGGCUAAAUCAUAAUUGUUCGGUUGGGGAAAUGAGCAACUUGGUUUCCAGUUAAGAACCCAUAAAAAUAAAAAUAAAAAUGCAAUUGGAUUCCCUUGUAUUGGAAACCAAUUCAUUGUUAGCAAGUUCAGGUGCUGAAUGAUGUAUCAGCAGCAAGAACAUAUGGGAUCGAAGAUACUGCCAAUGGUCAAUCAAUACAGCAUUGAAUCAACAAGGGAAAAAAAGCUAAUGCUUAUUAACUACUUCAUGGAAGUUGCUACAAACUGUAAGGGUCUCUGUUAAGACAAAUAGAAUGCAUGUCUGUAACACGUAUGUUAUGAAAUAGAAAACUGGGAAAGGGUGACUUGCAAUUAAUUAUAGAAAGCUCGCAUUCCUGUUAUUGUAGUCCCCUCAAUUUUCUAAUUGAUUUUGAUCAGUAUUGUGAAGAGUUCUAAUUUGCAAAGCUGCCAUGGUGUUCAGAUCUGAAACAGUUUGUACAUGGGGAAGGCAUAGUGAAUUAAUUUUGUACAGUAAAUAUAAUCUGAGAUGAGUCCAAAUCUUCAAUUAAAGUAGAGGAAAUGUACAUAAUAUUUAAACUGUGGUCAGUGGCUCUGGUGAUAAUUGGCUCUGUACACUUGUAGAAACUGUUGGAGCAUGAUUUAUAGUUGACUAGUCUCUGCUGUUUUGGGUCAAGCCUAUACUUUACUUAUUUCUUGCUUGUAAUCCAUGGAAUACAGAAAAGUACUUCAUGAUUUAAACUUGCAAAGUAGUACCCUGAUUGUACAGAAGUUCUGAUCAUGUUACUCGUGAAUUUACUUGCCUACAGUCUACUCAUAACCUCCUUCCGAGCUGGAAAUUGAAGAAUUGUUUGUUUCAAAGCUAUUUAAGGAAAAAAGACACUAGGCAAUUUAUCAUUCCUGUUAUUAGAAAAGUGUUCAAUGUAAAUUUUGCAGGUGCUAGCACUUUAGACAUGUUUUGUGUAUAAAACAAAUGGGAAUCAUGUUCUUAAAGUAUUUUGUGAUGGAAUACAACAGAGUUCUGCAGCACUUUAAGUAAAAGAUUAAUGCUUUCUCAGAAACGUAUAAUAGUCAAAUAAAUUACCUCUGGCUUUGGAACUAAAAAUUCCUGAUGUCACAAAUGUAUCCACUGAAUAUUUCACAGUAAGACUGAUCUUUGCAUUAGGCUAAUUUCAUUAAAUGUAAAUAAAGUGAUUGUGAGAUGUUUUUUUGUGAAAAUUACAGUAGACUUCAAAGAUCAUGUUUUUGAAUUCUAAUUGCUGCUUAAUUACUGGAGAGACUUAAAAUUCCUGAUACUGCCACCCUUUAAUGUAUUUGGUUGUGUACUUCAUCCCAGCCCCAGCGUAAACAUUUCACUGCACUGUAACUAAAAGUGUGCACUUUCCAAUCAUUCUUUAACAUUCCCUCCACACAGCAUCCUGUUACACAAUCUUAAAAUGACAAAAUAACUCUAUUAAUAAAGCACUUUCAUGGAUAUAUUGUGCAUUCUAAUGCUAUUUAUCACUAAGACCCAGACACUAUGCCUACUUAUCAAGUUGUUAAGAUAACUCUUAUGAGUUCUAUAGAAGUUAUUUUUCUGUAGUUUCAAUAAUUUUGUCCCAAAACUAUCCACUGUAAAGUGGCAGUUUUCAGUAUUU